AUGGAAGAAACGACAAGAUUGGUUGAUAAUUCUAAUCACGAACUAAUAACAAAGAGAUAUCUUUGGGAAAUUCAAAUGCUCGAAAGCGAUGAAAAAAUAGCUUCAUUUAAAGACCAAAUAAGGGAUGCAACUAGAAAUACAAAAGCUAAGCUUUGUUAUGCAGAGAAGUGGAUAAAUGCCACCGCUGAGGCCGUGGACCUCCGAUUCCAAAUUAAACCAAAACCAUUACCUAACAAAGACCAUGAGCUGCGAAUUCACGGUGAGAUAGCGCAAACAUAUGAAUUAGAAACGAAGGAACGCGAAGAAUUAUUAGAACAGUGGAGGACAAGGUAUGCGGAGGAUACAGCGAGGAUCAGUCGCCACGUGACGGAGCAACGUGAAAAGCUGCGCGUGACGACUGCACGGAGACUCGAACUACAAAAACUUUACGAUUUACAUGCAGGCGAGAUGCGAGCUUGGCUAACAUUUAAAAGAGAACGAGCAGCCCGUUUGGCUCGUGAAGAACAUGCCAAGGCCGCAGCCACGAGGAUCCAGUCGUGGUGGCGGGGCUUAAUGGUGCGCCGUGCCCUUGGCGCUUUCAAACACCUACGCAAUUCUAAAAAAUCUGCCGUUAAAAAGAAAAAAUAG
This is a messenger RNA of Papilio xuthus (Asian swallowtail), 627 nucleotides long. RefSeq names its product IQ domain-containing protein G. Lineage: Eukaryota; Metazoa; Arthropoda; Insecta; Lepidoptera; Papilionidae. The coding region runs from base 1 to 627 and encodes 208 amino acids. Gene Ontology annotation, cellular component: motile cilium; cytoplasm. The transcript is spliced from 5 exons. Gene Ontology annotation, biological process: cilium organization. The record is from RefSeq and is a predicted model, not a curated record. Gene Ontology annotation, molecular function: protein binding.